ACUGCUGUUUGACCUAACGGUGAAAAACGGAAGUGAAAUACGUAAACGUCAACAACAACAACAACAACAGAAGUAAUAAAACAGUUGUUUUUUAUUUGACCUAAUCAUAGUGUGGUGGAUGCAGCCAUGAUUUGUUGGAACUGGUAGAAGUCAAACUAAGAAGAUGAUGAUGAUGCACAAACGACAGUAUUCAGACAACACGGCCACAGUUAAACUGUCUACAUGUGUCCACUGUGGUUGCUCUUGUAAGGGAAAAUCCAUCACAGAUUCAAGCAGCCAUGCAUUGGAUCUGCAACACGAGAUAGAGGAGCUGCACAGCCGACUGAUGAGGAGCCAGUCACAUAUGUCUAACAUGGAACACGAGUAUGAGAACCAGAUCCAGGUGGCCAACUACGACCUCCUCAAACUGCGAGAGGAGUUUGUCAGACUAAGGGACAGAUAUGAAAGGUUGAUGGAGAGUCACAAGAGGAUGCAGAAAAUCAACGACAACCUUGAAAAUAAGCUGCUCAACAUGGUGAACAGCACUGAGUCCGAAAAAACAGCUUUGCAGAAGGAAGUUGCGGAGAUGACCUCCAGGCUGGUGGAGGCCAAGACACUGGUCUGUGAACUGGAGGAGGAAAAUGAGCGAUAUCGCAGUGACUGCAAUAUGGCCGUACAUCUCCUACAGUGCAAACCAAACAGCUUUGUGGCGCAGAAACUGCAAACGUUGCCGAUCGAUCUCCAGGAGCGAGUUAAAAGUCACAUGACCAGCGAGCAAAUAAUCAAUAUGGAGAACGGGUCUCCGGAAAUGACCAAACUGAUUCAUGUUCCUAUGCAGACAUUCCCACCCACUGCCAUGGUGUAUUCCGUUCCAAAACAGGUCAAAGACGCUCCUGCUAAAUCGACUGACACCCAAAAUGUUCCGACAUCGCUGAUGGCGAAGGUAUUAACUCAGCCGGAAAUUAAACGAAGACGGCAGAGGACAUAUUUUUGUGUGAAAUGCAAAGAGGACUACGUCUAUGCACAUAAGGAGACACAAACAAACGCUUUAAUUACGUUAGAUGCUGAAAAAGGUGUUAGAGCCGCAAUAAAAGUUCAUCGAAAAGUGUGCCAUCAAUCGUUAUCGAAUUCCUCGUUGGAGAAUGAGUUAUAUGAAUAGAAGGCUGUGGUUUUCUGCUGUAAUCCUUAAUAAUUAAAAGCAAUCAUUUUAAGGCAUUAUUUUCAUUAAACUUAUUUUACAUUUUUUUUAAAUAAUCAGAAGUAUUGAAAAGUUUGACAUCACAAUUUUUUAAAGUUUUACCCCACCAGACAUUUUCAUGGGUCAAACUCACAGCAAAUGGCAAAAAUACCUCAAGCCUCAGAAAAUUUGCGCCAAGCAGGAAUGCUUACCUUCAGUAUAUAGUAUAAUCCAAUGAGGAUUCGAGCCAAUGGAGUUCGACAUAUGUUUAUUUGUAGUAGCUCUUACCAGGUAGGUGUUUUACAAAUAAAUUUGGUUGUAUUUAUUGAUUUAAAUGGUGCACUUCUGAAUUCCUGCCAAAACGUUUGUUCGUACAUGUAAACUGGUGAACAAAUUUGAAACAGAACUCGAGGUAUUACGUCAAUAAACAUUGUGACCAAGUUUGAUAAAGAUUCAUUUUUGUAUAAAAAGAAGCGCUCAAGUUUGAGAUUGAAUAUGAAAGUAAUGAGAUCACUAAACUCCCACAUAUCUUUUUUUUUUAAACAAUUAAAUGAAAUGUUGUAUGAAAACUUCUUAGUUUGCAACAGUGGGAUAUUAUUUUGUCUUGCUUUUCAAUGCUAUGAAAAUUAAAGUUUUCCUUGUAAAAAGUUAAAGUAACAAUUAUCAUUGUUAUUAAUGGUUUUGAGAACAAAUAUAAACUGCAUGGUUACAGCGCUUGUUUGUCUAUGUUACAAAGUAACAGUGCUUUGUUUUUAAGAUAUAUUUGAAUUGAUUUCUGUUGAUGUAUAAUAUCAAUAAUGUUGCAAUUUUUUACUUUUCCAUCUUUUUUGAAGAAAUAGUCUGAGUAUUUUGAUACCCUUGGUGCUGUUGAUGUCGUCAAAGUGCAGAACUUUGAACUUAAUACUCAAAAUAAAUAUGAGUUCAAGUUAGUUAAAUGAAACUUGGUACACAUGUUAUCAGACACAAUAUGCAGUGCUCCAGUCAGGAUUUGAUAGGGCAGACCAGGGUGCUAGGUCAGACAGGGAACUCAUGAUGCACACUGAAUGAGCCUUAAUGGGGGCACUUGCAAUGUUCAAUAUUCAAUUCUUAUUCAGUAUGUGUAGUAACUACUUUCUAUUCUUAUAGUUUGUUUAGAAGACCUUAUCUAUUAUCUUUACUUUCGUGUCAAAAUUAUGUAUAUUUAUUAUUUUUAUACUUGUUUUUGAAAUUUUACUGUCAAACAAGCAGGCACCCUGCUGCCUAAUUUUCACUACACCUUGAGAGUGCUGGAAAAAGCAGCAGGGUGCCCCACCCUGCUAUUUAAGCCUACCUGGAGCACUGAAUGCGGGCAUGUAUUGCAAGUCAACCAUCUGGCUUUGUUCUACUGAAAAAAAACAACUGUCAAGCAUUUACCUUCCCUCCACGAUACUCUUCUGAAAUUUUAUUUACACAUACUGCUAAGUCAAGAUUUUUCAAGUGCUAUUUUACAUGUUGUAUUUCUGAGAUUUCUUGGUACAUGUUUCUACGCAUGUAUAUGAUUUUAUUAGUUAUUGAUAUUAUCUAAACCUUUUGUUUAAGUUGUUAAUAUUUCAUGUUUUUGUUUAAUAAAUGCUAUGUUAUACCAUUUUAUUUCUUUCAGUAUUUAUACACUAAAAGACAUACUCCAAUGACUGCUUUGUUUAAGAUUUCAGACUGCUUCGUUCUAAAAUUGUAUUAUUUUUUAUAACAUGUUAUAAUUUUCACUUCUUCAUGCAUAUUUAGCUGUGUUUGUGAUGUGUUUGUGACUUUGCCAUAUCAAUGUUUGUCUAGUCUUGUUAUGUUAAUUCUCACAUCAUCAUUCUGACAUAAUCGUUUAUGACUCAUGAUCAUUUUUAUACUUUCAUCUGGUUUAUUGUUGAAAACUCAUCAUUUUAGCGUGUCUGUUCGAAAAACUGUUUAGGUAUUGUGUUUGAGGUGUCAAAGUAGUCAUGCAAAUACUUCUCUAUGAAUCAGAACUUGUUAUGAAACUUGGUACAGAUGUUGCAAGAGACAAUUUGCACACAUGUAGCAAGGCUGAUGACUCUUGCUAAAAUAAAAUAAAAUGUUUGUAUAAUUUUUCUUGUUUGACUUGCUCCAGGGUGCUCUUGUUUAUGUUUAAAACACCUGAGGUACAGGUUUGAUAUGGUUUCUCAAUAGUUUUUCAUUUUUGUGAAAAUUGUUAAUACUUGGGCAAACUAUCAUGAAAAAACUCAAGUGAAAUCUCUAUCUGAAACUCAGUUCAUUUUAUCUCAUAAAAGCAAAGUAUAAUCCAAGAUGUUUUACAUUUUUACACAUUUAAAAAACAUUUGAUUUUUUUUUUGAAAAUUCAAAGAAAAUUUAUUCCAUGUACCAAAAAUUAUACUAGAGUGAUUAUUAAAAAGUAAUGAAAGUACUCAAUUAUAAUAACUGUUUGAGUAUUUUUUCUUUGGAAUCUUGACCAAAGUUUUUUCAUCAACAAACUCUUUUAGAGAAUGUUGUUUUAAAACAUUUAAAAAACAUAUAUAAUUUUAAAUAACAGUUGAUGUCAUGUUGUAACAUGAGUUGAGACUGAGAUGAGGCUUGAGUAUUUUUUAUUCAUGAUAUUUGGGCCAGGAAUUUCUGAUAUAUGGUAUGGUUAUACUCAUGUGAAAGAAUUGCAUUGGGAACAAAAAUCUUGUACAUGUAUAUACAUAAAUCAUGGUGUUAUUUGUCUUUUCUAAAUAGAUUAAGGCAAUGUGGGAUUGUGGGACAUUAUAUGCUGAAUAUAAAAAACUUUGGUCGAGUGCUAUAGGUCUACCUCUUAAUAUGCUCUCAUCAAAAAGGUUGUGGUUUAUCACCUGGUCCCAAUUUCUCGAAACUUCUUAAGCUAAACAGGCUUAGGUAGCUUAUUUCAAUCAGCUGAAAUACAUACUUAAAUUAAAUUUUGAUAAUUGAAAAAUGUUUUAUAUUGUUUUAUUGUGACUAUCAUAAAGAUAUUUCCUGUCUGAAGUAUAAACAUUCUUAAAUUAAAUAUUAUGCAAAUUAUUGAAAAACAAAAAUAGUGAGCUUAGCUUAAUCCUGUUAUAAGGGACUUUGGAAGAAUCGAGAAAUUGGGGCCAGGGGAUUGUUCUCAGACUCUCAAAAUAGAUAUCAUCAUAUCCUUACUGGUGUCGACCCAGGAAAUGGACUCAAGCAUGAAUCUAUAAGCUAUCAGCUUUCAUCACUAUCCAUGUUAAAGAUAUUAGUAUAAACUCAUAUAGAAACUUGUUAUUUGAUCCUUGUUGUUAUGACUUCAAUAUUUGAUUGUUUUUUACUGAGAUAUGUAUGAAUUGUUUAAAAUAAAGUUAAAUACUU
Molecule: messenger RNA, 4465 nt
Organism: Mya arenaria
Lineage: Eukaryota; Metazoa; Mollusca; Bivalvia; Myida; Myidae
Product: tight junction-associated protein 1-like
Exons: 8
Coding region: 164-1138 (324 amino acids)
Source: RefSeq, a predicted model, not a curated record